GCGCAUCAGAUAUCGCCCAAAAUAUAGAUCGACCAUCGACACCAUGGUUGGCUUCACGUGUUAACGGGGUGAAGUUUAACAUUCAGUUUCCGUUACUAUUCAGUUACAAUAAAUUAGACAAAGAUGACGAAUUGGCUGAAUUUAACAGCCCUCAUCUUGGUGGCAACAAUGGUAUGCGGACGAGAAGCCUGGCAGAAACCGGGAUGCCACAAAGUUGGUCACACCCGAAAGAUUAGCAUUCCGGAUUGCGUCGAGUUCUCCAUCACGACCAAUGCUUGUCGAGGAUUUUGUGAAUCGUUUGCGGUACCUUCUGCACCGUUUGCCGUCGGUGCACAUAGACCCAGCCAACCGGUGACAUCCGUUGGACAGUGCUGCAACAUUAUGGAUACCGAGGACGUUUUGGUGCGCGUUCUUUGUGUGAACGGCAUUCGCAACCUGACGUUCAAGUCCGCAACAAACUGUUCGUGUUACCAUUGCAAAAAGGAUUAGAUGCGGUGCCAUGUUUGUAGACAGUGACAUACAUUUAUUCAAUAUCUCAAUGUAAAAUUAAUUCUACUUUUACCUCUGAGCCACCCUUGUGCAUAUAUGUGAAUAUGUAUAUUACUGUACAAAAGCAGAUGAAAUAAAACGUAUAU
Toxorhynchites rutilus septentrionalis is the source of this 635-nucleotide messenger RNA. It is a transcript of the gene Gpa2, whose product is annotated as thyrostimulin alpha-2 subunit. Gene Ontology annotation, biological process: cell surface receptor signaling pathway. Lineage: Eukaryota; Metazoa; Arthropoda; Insecta; Diptera; Culicidae. The transcript has 2 exons. The coding region runs from base 124 to 489 and encodes 121 amino acids. Gene Ontology annotation, molecular function: hormone receptor binding. The record is from RefSeq and is a predicted model, not a curated record.